Messenger RNA from Rhodotorula toruloides NP11, 1539 nucleotides. RefSeq names its product hsp90 co-chaperone cdc37. Gene Ontology annotation, molecular function: heat shock protein binding; protein-folding chaperone binding; protein kinase binding. Gene Ontology annotation, biological process: protein stabilization; protein folding. The transcript has 7 exons. Bases 1 to 1539 code for a protein of 512 amino acids. The record is from RefSeq and is a predicted model, not a curated record. Lineage: Eukaryota; Fungi; Basidiomycota; Microbotryomycetes; Sporidiobolales; Sporidiobolaceae. Gene Ontology annotation, cellular component: cytoplasm.
AUGUCUCGACUCAACUACAACAAGUGGGACAACCUGCAGCUGUCGGACGACUCUGACAUCAAGGUGCACCCAAAUGUCGACAAGUGUUCGAUGAUUCGUUGGAAGCAGCGCGACAUCCACGAGAAGCGCGAGCAGCGCAAGCUCAAGCUCAAGCAGUUCGAGACCGAAGUGCCGAUGAACGACUCGCUCAUAAAGCGUAUCGACGGCCUUAUCUCAUCGACCAAGGCUGGGGGCACCGCCUUUGUUGCCAAGGAGGUUCUUCGUCUCAAGGCGGCGCUGCCGUACAAGUACGAGGAGAAGAAGUUUGCGAACAACAAGCAGCCAAGCGAGGAUCACAUGAUCGUCUCGCUGCUAAGCCAGGUCAUCACGGCGGUGCAGAAGAAGGAGCAGGAGAGCGGAGGUUCGAAUGUCGAGGCGGAGCGGGCGGACAGGCUCAUCAAGGAGCUCGAAUGGCACAAGCAGCGGAUGGCCGACAGGCAGAAGGAAAUCGAGCAGGAGAAGGAGGAGAUUGACCGCGAGCAGAAGAAGUGGAUCACAAGCGAGGACAUCCGGACGGGCUGGGACAGCAAGACGAUCGUCUCAGCGACGCCGUCGGUGCAGCCCAAACCCGCGCCGCCAGCCGCCUCUUCAAGCAAGGGGAAGAAGACCGAGACCGUCAUCGAGACGCUCAAUUCUCCCGGCGUCCAAGCUGCCGCAGCUGCUGAGGCUUCCGGGGACUCUUCCAAUGAAGCCCACCUUCCUCCUCUCACGCCCUCCGCGCUUGCCCUCUCUCGCAUUGCACCUCUCGACUGGGAUACACACCAACAAGCCAUUGUCGCUGACCCUUCGCUCUUGACAGAAGAGACGGGAGAUGCACUGAUGGUUGAAGCCUUCAGUCAGGCAAUGAAGGGAACAAAGGUGGGUGAGAAGAGGGCGACGGAGUGCAUCGAGAAGGCGCUUGUUGGGCAGUACUGCAGGAGCCUCGGCCGGGAUGGUGUUGCGCUCUUUUUCCGGCGGAUGACCAACUCCAACCACGCCGCCUUGCGAAUCUUCCUCGACGACGUCGCCAAGAAGUCCGACUGUAUCAUCUUGCGCGCCAAAGUCGUUGCCGCCGAGCGUGCCGAAAAGGCCGCUGCCGGCUCGGAAGGCGUCGAGCAGAUCCAGCUCGUCCCCGCUUCUCCCGACCAAACCAUCACCUUCGAGAUCCCCGACGGCCCGCCCCCCGAGAACCUUGAGAUCACGGGCGAAGGAUCCAAGGAACUCGAUCCGCAACUCGUCCGCGACUUCUUGCAAAAGCGUUGGGACAUUUUCCAGGCUUUCCCGAAGAAUCUCAAGGCUGCCCUGUCGAAGAAGAGCCUCGACAAGGUCAACAAGGUCCUCGGGAGGAUGAGUGUAGAGGAGGCGGAGAUCGUUUUCGAGACGCCCGGCAUUGUCGACCAGACCGGGAAAUCCGGCAAGGACCCGACUGUCACGGUUCCCAUCCCAUCAAAGGACGGCGCAUCCGGCUCCGUACCGGUCCAGCAGACAGAGGUGCUCAACCUGGAAGACUCGCCUGACUGA